Messenger RNA from Porites lobata, 502 nucleotides. The record is from the annotation of a GenBank genome assembly. NCBI's taxonomy places the organism in Eukaryota, Metazoa, Cnidaria, Anthozoa, Scleractinia, Poritidae.
CUCAUCAAGGUAAUCCAAGUGGAGUUGAAAGAGUUGAAAUGUCCAGCCUCAGUGUUGACGUUUUGUCGCACAACAGAACUGCCGACUGUCUUGAAAGCACUCAUGUUGAUGCAUACGACCGAGGUAUUGUGUUUGUAGACACAGCAAGUCACUAAGUAAAGUCAAAGCCCCUGGGGAGCAGGGCUUCAUUGUUAUGGGCACCGGAAAAGAGCGGAAUUCCAAUGGCAAGUCCAUUGAUGCAUCAUUCUCUCAACGAAUGGGCGUAUGACUUUGUGUUGAGAUGGACAAGAACAUCUUUGUAACAGACGCCCAAGCAGGUAGCUUUAAGCUUAUUACUUCCAUCAAAGACACCAUUGGAUUUCUAAAACAUCUUGGCUUGUUGAACAAAGCAGUCUCAGUCCAUUUCAAGCACCAAACAACGGCACAGCUUUCCCUAACAGAAGCGAUCAGACACGUGGAAGUUUUCCACAGCUACUUACAAGAAGCAAAUAAAUGUGUACUC